AUGUCACAACAGAGGCGUCAACAGUCAAGAAGCUCAUCUGGUCAGAGAUCUAGGAGUGCUCAAAGUGACCAACAAGCUGCUAGUACCGCGGCGCAACUUGAAGCCCUGAAUAUUUCGUCCCGUACCCCGCCUCCGUCGAUCACCGUCCAACGGACGCCGGAGUACACUCCAUCCAACCUGAGUAGUUUUGUUACAAAUGUACGGGUUCCAGUUACUCGAGAACAGCAAGACUGGACGUCGCUCCAGAUGACGGCUACAGUUGAUUCAAAUACCUCGUCACUACCAUUUGGUUCUGAUGUGUCCAACAAUCCAAUAUCUUACAGUUCCUUUCCUGUGAGACAAGAACAACUUUCUUCCGUACAUAUGAGAGGUGUCUUUGAUUACACCAUUUCCCCGCAUUCAUCAAAUUUUGGGCAACAGAAUUAUUAUUACACAGGACCUUCCCAGCAACUUCCAGAUUACGGAACGAGGAAUGCAUCCUCAAUGUCGCAAGGAUUUCAAGGAAAUUUCGACAGUCGAAUCUCCUCACAGCAGGGGGCUAUUCUUCCAGAUGGCUCCCUAAAUAUUCUUCCACCAGACAGACAUCAGUAUUCACUUCAAUCACCUGAAAUGCCUUUAGCGGGACAGCAUAAAAAUAGAACAUCGAGUACACCCAUAGGGCAGGAAGCACAGGGGCCGGUUUCUAGUCCAAGAGGUAGACAGGAUGAAUACCUACAGCCCGCCGCAUUUGCGUCACAUUCCUCGGCAGAAACAUAUCCAAAUAUAUCUCCAAGCACAUCAUCUCUCACGCUGGACUAUGUGAAUCAUGCGCCAUCAAACGUUGCCGGUCAUACUCUUUCCACUUCCCAUUCUCUCUAUGACCCAUUACAUCCAUAUCAAAGCUCCCGACAAUACCCCUUUUCCCCCAUUUCAGAUACCGGGAUUCCAGUUCCUGCAGCUCAGGUUGAUGGCAUUGGUACUCCGUAUAGUGUGUCCCCGACCCCAGAAGACCAAAUACGAAUUGUGAAUUCUCGCGCGAAACCCCAAUGUUGGGAUCAUGGAUGCAAUGGUCGUGAAUUUUCGACAUUUAGCAAUCUUCUACGUCACCAACGCGAGAAAGCAGGUACCGCUACCAAAUCAGAGUGCCCACAUUGCGGAACGGUCUUCACCCGGACGACUGCGCGUAAUGGACAUUUAGCACAGGGCAAAUGUAAGGCGAAGCGAGAAGUUGAGAAACGGCAACAGCAACAACAACAGCAACAGCAACAGCAACAGCAACAGCAACAGCAACAGCAACAGCAACAGCAGGAAUAA
Messenger RNA from Paracoccidioides brasiliensis Pb18, 1293 nucleotides. RefSeq lists its product as uncharacterized. The transcript is spliced from 5 exons. The coding region runs from base 1 to 1293 and encodes 430 amino acids. The record is from RefSeq and is a predicted model, not a curated record.